Molecule: messenger RNA, 645 nt
Organism: Closterium sp. NIES-67
Lineage: Eukaryota; Viridiplantae; Streptophyta; Zygnematophyceae; Desmidiales; Closteriaceae
Source: the annotation of a GenBank genome assembly
CUAUCCACCCCGUGCACCCCAUGCAUCCCAUGCACCCAUGAACCCAUGCACCCUAUCCACCCCAUGCACCCCAUGCACCCCAUGCACCCAUGCACCCAUGCACCCCAUGCACCCCGUCCACCCCGUGCACCCCAUGCAUCUUAUGCACCCAUGAACCCAUGCACCCGUGCACCCAUGCACCCGUGCACCUAUGCGACGCGUGACGCGAGCCAUGCGAAUGCGGCGAUGGACUCCUAUGGCCGUCGCUCAUUUAUUUCAAAUCCUUGCGCUUUUCCUGGGUACGUGGAUUGGGCGACAACCACUCGAAUAGCUGUGAGAAGUAUUUGCGCAUUAUUGGGGAGCCUUUGACAAUCUCCAGCCAUUCAGGAGGGGCUAUUUGAGCUAUUGCGACUUGUGCAAGUGUUUACGACUCGCUUUGCGAGACAUGAAACAGUUUUGCGAAGGGCCUUUUUCCUCCAUCCGAACCAAACAUACUGACGCAAGCUGCUGUGACACGUACAGAUCUCGACAACUCCCAGCACUACUCGUUUCCAAUUAGCCACCUUCUCUUCACUCUAGCUGUGAUGUGUUUACAUGCUCCGCAAAUUCCCACGCAUGCAGAUUUGUGUGUCGCAUGGAACACCAGAUUGGUGGGAAAACCAUAGU